CUGUCCAGUUUGAGUGUUUGUUGCAGCUCGUUCCAGUCGCUAGCUGCAGCGAAAUGAAAAGAGCGACCCAGGGAUGUUCCAUAGCCACAAAACCUUGCCCAUUUCUACAAUGUAGCUUGUUAAAAUUAGAUUUUAAACUCAACCUUAAUCACACUGCUAAUCUUAUGCCUAACCUUUAAAACCGAAAAUAUAUUUUUUAUCGACAAUUUUGAGUGUGGCUGUGGAAACGUUUUGUGUCCCGCCCUGUCUGUCGCGGUGGUGACGUGUACAAUUCAUGAGGCAAACAUUCUGCGCCGCCUGAAGAUAUCAAGGAUGGGGACCCAAGUAAAAGAUGUAGUGAUCAAGUCUGAUGCCCCCAGUGCUCUACUGUUGGACAAGCAUGCAGACUAUAUUGCUGCCUACGGCUCCAAGAAGGAUGACUAUGAGUACACCCUGUCAGAAUAUCUGCGGAUGUCAGGUAUCUACUGGGGCCUGACGGUGAUGGACUUGAUGGGUCAGCUGACCAGGAUGAACCAACAGGAGAUCUCUGACUUCAUCAAGUCCUGUCAGCACGACUGUGGAGGUAUCAGCGCCAGCAUCGGACACGACCCACACGUCCUCUACACGCUCAGUGCUGUACAGAUCCUCUCGUUGUAUGAUAAUGUGAACGUGCUGGACGUGGACAAGGUGGUGGAGUACGUCAGAGGACUGCAGCAGGAGGAUGGGUCGUUUGCUGGAGACAAAUGGG
This is a messenger RNA of Salvelinus sp. IW2-2015, 727 nucleotides long. It is a transcript of the gene rabggtb, whose product is annotated as Rab geranylgeranyltransferase subunit beta. The record is from RefSeq and is a predicted model, not a curated record. Gene Ontology annotation, biological process: protein geranylgeranylation. Gene Ontology annotation, cellular component: Rab-protein geranylgeranyltransferase complex. Gene Ontology annotation, molecular function: Rab geranylgeranyltransferase activity. Lineage: Eukaryota; Metazoa; Chordata; Actinopteri; Salmoniformes; Salmonidae.